Molecule: messenger RNA, 3661 nt
Organism: Panonychus citri (citrus red mite)
Lineage: Eukaryota; Metazoa; Arthropoda; Arachnida; Trombidiformes; Tetranychidae
Product: vesicular glutamate transporter 1-like
Exons: 14
Coding region: 930-2723 (597 amino acids)
Biological process (GO): regulation of synapse structure or activity; neurotransmitter loading into synaptic vesicle; synaptic transmission, glutamatergic
Cellular component (GO): excitatory synapse; synaptic vesicle membrane
Molecular function (GO): L-glutamate transmembrane transporter activity; neurotransmitter transmembrane transporter activity
Source: RefSeq, a predicted model, not a curated record
GAGAAGAAGAAGACGAAGAAGAGAAAAAAAGAAAGAGAAGAUAAACUUUUAUAUAUUCCUUUUCUUCGGUGGUUUCAUGAUAUUCUCCCUCUCUCAAGCUCCCACCUACUUCACCCCUUUUCACUUUUUCUCUUGUCUCUCACUCGAAUCCUAUCUUUCAUCAUCCUCAUAAUCUAACAUUCAGCCUGCCUUUUACUGUCCAAGUAACUGUUCAUUGUAAAUACAAAGAGAGAAAACAAAAAGUUAAUUAGUUAAAUUAAUUACAACCACCGACCAUAGAUUAUUAUUAUUACUAUUAUAUUAUUGGAAAUCAAUUUUUAAUCAAGUUUAAGGUGAAACUAAAAAGUGAACAAUUUACUUCAAUCAACCAUCAAAAACUAAAAUCAACUUAAAUCAUCAUAUAAAUUGUUCUGAGUUUGCUUCCAAUUGGAUAUAAAUUUCAAUUAAUUGUGGUUUUAUGCAAACUUAAUCAUCUUCAAAUUGUGAAAGUUCAAUUUUAUUCAAAUUGUUCUAAUUGUAAUCAUAAUCAAAUCUCUACAUUCAACCUAAAAUCCUUUGAAUCGUUGGGUUUUGUACCUUUGGAGUGUUAAUUGUCAAUAUAAUUUCAUUUUCCAUCUUAAAUUGUUUAACUUUACGUUAACCCAAACGGAUACUUCGAGCUGGAUCCCGAAGGUGAAGAACCUCCCAAAAAGGUCUUUGGCUUUGACCUUGGGGCUGCGUUUACAUCGGCAAAAGAUCAACUUCGUCUGUUCCGUCAGCGAGAUAAAUCAGAACGAUUAACUGAUUUUCCCAAUGAAGAAGAUGAAAAUUAUGAACUGCCGACUCUUAAAAGUCAACCAUCAGCAAAUCCUCCCGACCUGAUAGGUAGAAAACUUCAACAACAAGAAGAUGCCCGAUUGCGAAGUGGUAACCGUGAGUUUCUCACUCGAAUGGACACAAUUGUCGGUGAACGAACUGGACUAUCCCGUUAUGUUGACCCAGAGUGUCCCUGUUGUAAUCUGUCAAAGCGUUACACCAUCGCCGUCCUAACCUCAAUUGGAUUUGUAAUUAGCUUUGGAAUCCGUUGUAACAUGGGAGUUGCAUCAGUUAAAAUGUUUUCAAAUUCAACAGCAACCGGAAAGCCGGAACUGGACUGGACUCCCGAAACUGUGGGCGUUGUGGACUCAUCUUUCUUUUGGGGUUAUAUUGUCACACAAAUUCCAGGCGGUUUUCUAGCCGCUAAAUAUCCAGCCAAUAGAGUUUUUGGAACAGCAAUAGCCACCUCUGCCUUCCUUAACCUUUUACUUCCGGGAGCAGCUUAUUUCGGCUAUGGUAUGUUCAUGGGGGUUAGGAUAUUACAAGGACUCGUCGAGGGUGUAACAUAUCCAGCAUGUCAUGGUAUAUGGCGUCACUGGGCACCUCCCAUUGAACGCAGUCGCUUAGCUACUCUGGCUUUUUGUGGUUCUUAUGCUGGAGCUGUAUUAGGUUUACCAAUAUCGGGUAUGCUUACAGAGUGGCUUGGAUGGCAGGCUUGCUUUUAUUUUUAUGGUGUGGUUGGUUGUUUUUGGUACUUAUCAUGGUUAUUAUAUUCAUUUGAAAAGCCAGCUAAACAUCCGACAAUUACUCAAGCUGAAUUGAUCUACAUCGAGGAAAGUAUUGGAAACGUUGCCCAAACAUCACCAACGUUCAAAACGACACCUUGGAAGGCCAUAUUUUCAUCCUUACCUGUUUAUGCUAUAAUUGUCGCCAAUUUUUGUCGUAGUUGGACAUUUUACCUUUUACUGAUAUCACAACCCACUUAUUUCAAACAUGUUUUCCAUUCAUCGGUGGGAGAGUCUGGUUUUUUAGGAGCAGUUCCUCACUUAUGUAUGACUAUAAUUGUCCCAUUUGGUGGUCACUUGGCUGACUUUUUCAGACGAUCAGGUUUACUGACCACUACACAAGUUAGAAAAUUAUUUAAUUGUGGAGGCUUCGGUAUGGAAGCUUUGUUUUUGUUUGUUGUUGGAAGUACAUCAAGUGAAGCUCUGGCGAUCUCAGCGUUAACCUUUGCCGUUGGUUUCAGUGGAUUUGCAAUCUCAGGUUUCAAUGUUAAUCAUUUAGAUAUUGCUCCUCGUUAUGCUUCAAUAUUAAUGGGAAUCUCCAAUGGAUUCGGUACAUUGGCCGGAAUGUUUUGUCCAAUCGUAACUGAAAUGAUGACCACAGGAAAGACUUCAGAGGAAUGGCAAAAGGUAUUUACCAUGGCGGGUUUUAUUCAUUUGUGUGGUGUCAUAUUUUAUGGUAUCUUUGCCUCCGGUGAACUUCAACCUUGGUCCGAACCACCUCCGGAUCCUAAUCAUAUACCCAACUGGAAGAUAAGACAAAUGUCAAUUAAAGGAGGUCACCCACCGGGCAGUGGGUCAAGUGAAAUGAAUGGUGAUCUACAGCGUAUGGAUUCAAGUGAAACCGCUGGUGGGGCAGUUGGAGGUAGUGGACCUGGAGGUUACUAUCAACAAGGAGGUUAUCCAAAUCAACAGGGAGCGGGUGGAGUUAUGGGACCACCGAUGCAACAAUCAAGCAACAUGAUGAUGGGUGGAGGAGGUGGUGGUGGAGUUGUUGGCGGUGGAAAUGUUAUCAACAGUAACAAUCCUUACUAUGGGUCAACUGAUGUCCAGCAAACCUCAUUUUAUGACACUCGACCUGAAUACUCACAGCCCAGGCCAACUGACCGGUACAUGCAUGGGUCAGUUCAUGAUAGGGAAUACUAAUCAUCAUCAUCAUCAUCAUUAUCAUCAUCGUCUCCAUCACAAUCACCCACCACCACCACCACCUCAUCAUCAUCAUCAUCAGGCAACUUCACCAUAGAUUUAAUAUAAAAAAAUAUAUUUUCAUUCAUUGAAAAUGUAAUAAUAACAUUUAAUCAUCUUGCCAUCAUCUUAAUUGCCUCGAAAGUAUAAAAUUAGCGGUUUUCAAUUGAAUUGAUUUGCUAAAUGAUUCAACUCUAAUCUUCACAAUUAAUAACACAAAUUUGGUCAAUCCAAGAUUUUAAUUUUUCUAAAUUCUUAUUUACUGUUUGAAAUUUUGAUUACGUUACAAAUCCUGUUAGUUAAUUAUGAUUAACUAAUUUUCUGUUGACAUUUUGUUUGUUUCAAUUAACGUCCGUUGUUUUUUUUCCCGUUUGUUAUGGUCAGUUAAUUGUUGUUGUUGUUUUCUUUAUCCAUCACAAUUAACCUUUAAUUGUUUCUCUUCCUCUUAUGGUUUUUUUUAAUCAACUAAUCUAUUGAUUAACUCUAUACUCAGUGUGUUUGUCAGCGAUUUAACUCAAUCAUCUACCAAUCAACUAAUCAUCAAUCAAAUCAACCAGUUUAAUCAAUGAAUGAAAUUGUAAUUCUAAUUGUUCAGUUGGGAAAAGUUUUCUAAUCACUUUGAUUAUAACAAUUAAAGACCUUUUUUAAUUGACAGGGUUAAUCAAUGUUUUUCUUUGCUCUUCAAUAUUAAUGUUGAUAAUUAAGUUUAAUUAGUUACAAUUUAAGCUAUCGAACCAAAUUAAGUUAAUUGUGGUUUUCAUUUUCUAUGUUUUUAUCAAGUGUCCUUUCAAUACCAAUCAUCAUAAUCAUUUAAUGUCUUUAAUUGUUAUAAUUUUUAAUUAUGGAAACCAAAUUACAUUUAAAUUGAUCAAAAAAUUUAAAUGUUGAUAAUAAGUGAU